UCUUGCGAAUUCCAUCUUGCGAAUUCCGCGUGUUGCGAGUAGCAAGCUGGAAGUGGCACAGUGGCAGGCUUGGUGGGCCAUUCCACAGUUUUCUGCUACUGGGUAUUUUCUUAUCGAUAGCUCACUUUUUUUUUCUGGAUAUUGUCUGCUCAUCCACCCCGCGCCAUUCUCCAACCCAACGUUUUGCAGCAGUGAUAUACCUCGCGCGCGCUUGAUUGAAAACAUGGCGACUCAAUUUCCGCCCCCGUCGAAGCGUCAAAAGCGCGAAGCCCUGGAAACGACCCGCACACAGACGGCGCCUGUAACAAUCCCAGAUGGCAGCAUACGCAUCCGAUUUGUGGAUCAAUCUACUGGCACCUCUUCCGAUCUGCCUGUUCUCACGGUCCCCCUUUCGCAAGCUACAACCUCGAACCUCAACCUCCUACUGAACGAACUAAAGGACCAGUCUGACGACCGAAUCCCGUACCGCUUUUACCACUCGAGCUCCACCGAGGCGCUAGGCGACAAAGAAGAUGUAUGGACUAGUCUAGUGAAGCCUGGAAAGGUUACGAGUGAAGAGGAGGUUGUGCUACAGUACGCGCCACAGGCAGUCUUUCGGGUCAAGGCAGUCAGUCGAUGCGCAGCAGCUGUUAGCGGACACGGUGACAAUAUUCUUGCUGUGCAGUUUUCACCCAAAGAUUCUGGCAGAAUGGCAAGUGGGAGCGGUGACAAGACGGUUCGGAUAUGGGAUUGUGAUACCGGGACCCCAGCCCACACUCUCAAGGGACAUUCUCGGUGGGUGCUCGCAGUGAGCUACUCACCGGAUGGGUCGUUUCUGGCCUCGGGAGGUUAUGACAACGAAGUCAGAAUAUGGGAUCCGGAGAAGGGAACACAAGUAGGCGGUGCGUUGAAGGGGCACACGAACUUUAUAACAAGUCUUUGCUGGGAACCAUUCCACUUGCAGCAGCAGGGACGACCGCGCGUGGCUUCGUCGAGUAAAGAUGGCACAGCCCGCAUCUGGGAUGCCGUAAGCGGACGUCAAGAUUUUGCAUUGACGGGUCACAAGAGCAGCGUAACGUGCGUGAAAUGGGGUGGGACAGGUCGCAUCUACACAUCCUCACACGACAAGAGCAUAAAGGUGUGGGAUAGUACAACUGGCACGCUCGUGCAUACCCUAUCUGGUCACGCGCAUUGGGUGAACCACCUCGCCCUCUCGACGGACUUUGUGCUCCGAACUGCCUACCACGAUCAUACACGAAAGGCUCCCGCGUCCCCCGAGGACAAGCUUGCCAAAGCGCGGAGCCGGUUCGAGAAGGCGGCGACCAUCAACGGCGAGGUAGUGGAACGCCUGGCCACAGCAUCAGAAGACUGUACCAUAUUCCUUUGGACGCCGCUCUCCAGCCCGAAGCCAGUCACACGCAUGACGGGUCAUCAGAAACAGAUCAACCAGGUGUGCUUCUCGCCCGAUGGCACGCUGCUAGCAUCUACGGCAUGGGACAAUCAUGUCAAACUGUGGUCGGCGCGGGAUGGCAAGUUUCUGUUUACAUUGAGGGCGCACGUGGGGCCAGUGUAUAUGGCGAGUUUCUCGGCAGACAGUCGGCUACUGGCAAGCUGCAGCAAGGACACGACGUUGAAGGUAUGGGACAUGCGAACUGGCAAACUCAAGGAAGACUUGCCAGGGCACAAGGACCAAGUCUUUGCGCUAGACUGGAGUCCCGACGGGGAGAAAGUGGGGAGCGGAGGAGCAGACAAGCAGGUCAGAAUCUGGAGGAAUUGAGAAGGUGCAUUCUUGUGCAGCUU
Messenger RNA from Periconia digitata, 1779 nucleotides. NCBI's taxonomy places the organism in Eukaryota, Fungi, Ascomycota, Dothideomycetes, Pleosporales, Periconiaceae. The record is from the annotation of a GenBank genome assembly.